ACCUCCUCCUCCUCUUGGCUCGGGCGGCAGUGUGACUCAGCACCGAACAACAACCGGGAAGUAACGCAGAUAAAUAAAGGACCCAGCGACAUAUCUAGGCGACGCUCGCUCAGUAGCAACCCCGCGGUGAACCAUGGCUAGCUACCACAAACCCGACGAGAAGACCCUGCAGGGGCUGAAGGAUAUCGCCAACAAGCUGAGAAUUCACUCGAUCAAUGCAACAUGCGCCUCCAAAUCUGGCCACCCUACAUCAUGUUGCAGUGCGGCUGAGCUCAUGUCUGUCCUCUUCUUCCACACUAUGCGCUAUAAAGCUGACGACCCUCGCAACCAGUGCAAUGACCGCUUUGUGCUGUCAAAGGGUCAUGCUGCACCAAUCCUGUAUGCUGCCUGGGCAGAAGCUGGGUUUGUGAAAGAGUCAGAUCUGCUUAACCUGCGCAAGAUUGACUGCGACUUGGAAGGACACCCCACUCCAGUAAGACCAGAGCCCCAAGCUUUAUUUGCUCUACAUCUUUUAAUGUUAGCCCUGACUUUUAUUCUUUGUAUCCACCAGAAACUGGCGUUUGUUGAUGUGGCAACAGGAUCUCUUGGUCAGGGUCUGAGUGUUGCCUGUGGCAUGGCCUACACCGGCAAGUACUUUGACAAAUCCAGUUACCGCGUAUACUGUAUGAUGGGAGAUGGAGAGUGUUCCGAAGGCUCUGUGUGGGAAGCCAUGGCGUUUGCUUCCCACUAUAAGCUGGAUAACCUGGUGGCAAUCAUGGAUGUCAAUCGGCUUGGUCAGAGUGAGCCAGCGCCCAUCCAGCAUGACAUGGACACUUAUCGCAAGCGCUGUGAAGCCUUUGGAUGGAAUACACAUGUUGUGGAUGGGCAUGAUGUGGAGGAGCUGUGCAAAGCAUUCUGGCAUGCUCAGCAGGUUAAGGGAAAGCCCACUUGCAUAGUUGCCAAAACAUUCAAGGGCAAAGGUCUCCCAGGUAUUGAGGAUUUUGAGAACUGGCAUGGAAAGACCAUUCCGAAAGACAAGGUAGAUGGACUCUUGAAUGGCCUUCGGGAGAAAAUCCAAGUCCCAAACAAGACUUUGUGUCCUGAGCUGCCUAAUGAUGACACAGCACCUGCUGACCUAAGCCCAAUCUCCCUGCCCUCCCCUCCAGCAUACAAAAAGGGUGAAAAGAUGGCAACAAGGCGAGCUUACGGUGUGGCGCUGGCAAAGCUGGGCCAAGCAAGCCAGAGAGUGGUCGCCCUUGACGGGGACACCAAAAACUCCACAUUCUCUGAGACCUUCAAAAAAGCUUUCCCCAAGCGCUACAUUGAAUGCUUUAUUGCUGAACAGAACUUGGUGGGUGUGGCUAUUGGGUGUGCCACCCGUGACCGAAAUGUGGCAUUUGUCAGUACUUUUGCUGCCUUUAUGUCCAGAGCCUAUGACCAGAUCCGAAUGGGAGCCAUUUCUCAGUCAAAUGUCAACUUGGUAGGGUCACACUGUGGAGUCUCUAUCGGUGAGGAUGGACCUUCCCAGAUGGCGCUAGAGGAUUUGGCCAUGUUCCGUGCCAUCCCCACUUGUACCGUGUUUUACCCCAGUGAUGCAGUGGCCACAGAGAGAGCGGUCGAGUUUGCAGCAAAUACAAAGGGUAUCUGCUUCAUUCGAACCAGCAGACCAGACACUGCAGUCAUCUACUCGCCGGAAGAAAAGUUUGAAAUUGGUGUUGCCAAGGUCGUCCGCCAAUCUGACAGUGAUGUUGUGACAGUGAUUGGAGCUGGUGUUACACUGCAUGAGGCUCUUUCUGCUGCAGACAUGCUGGCAAGUGAAGGGAAAAAUAUAAGAGUCAUUGACCCGUUCACCAUCAAGCCUCUUGAUGCUGCCACCAUUUUGGCGAGUGCUCGAGCCACGGGAGGACAAAUCAUCACAGUAGAGGACCACUACAAGGAGGGUGGUCUUGGCGAAGCAGUGUUGUCUGCUGUAGGCAGCGAGCCAGGUAUUGUCGUGACUCGCCUGGCAGUCACAAGCGUCCCUCGGAGUGGGAAACCACAGGAACUUUUGGACCUCUUUGGCAUCAGUGCUAAGCAAAUAGCCAAAACUGUGCGUCAAACAUUUGCCAACUAAGGAUAAUACGUAAAUGUUUUCAUUAAUGUUCUCCUUUCUAUCCAACUUGCCUGACAGUGUGCUAACUCCUAGUGUCAGUUUAAGACUAGAUUUAAUUAUGUGCUGUCAUAUUCAUUUGCUGAUGGAAAAUGCAGUAAGAUGACACUUCAUACUUCAUUCUACUCAUUCCAUAAAAUGCUAUUGUUGCAUUCCAUCUUUCACGCUUUUAUUUGACUGACAAAUCCUUCCUGAAGUACCGGUAGUCAUGGCGUUUUGAAGAGAAUUGACUUUUUGAACAUAGAAAACCAGUGUUGUUCAGUUCGAUGCUGAUGUGCUGAAUUAAACAAAAUUAAUCCAA
This is a messenger RNA of Nerophis lumbriciformis (worm pipefish), 2429 nucleotides long. It is a transcript of the gene tktb, whose product is annotated as transketolase b. The record is from RefSeq and is a predicted model, not a curated record. Gene Ontology annotation, molecular function: transketolase activity; thiamine pyrophosphate binding. Lineage: Eukaryota; Metazoa; Chordata; Actinopteri; Syngnathiformes; Syngnathidae.